Messenger RNA from Acipenser ruthenus (sterlet), 2272 nucleotides. RefSeq names its product death-associated protein 1 homolog. The transcript has 4 exons. Gene Ontology annotation, molecular function: death domain binding. NCBI's taxonomy places the organism in Eukaryota, Metazoa, Chordata, Actinopteri, Acipenseriformes, Acipenseridae. Bases 99 to 413 code for a protein of 104 amino acids. The record is from RefSeq and is a predicted model, not a curated record. Gene Ontology annotation, biological process: negative regulation of autophagy; cellular response to amino acid starvation; apoptotic signaling pathway.
GUGAUAUAUUGUUUUGGUUGUUUUUAUUAGUGGAUGGAAAGCGCUACACAUUUGAACUGCAUUGAAGCGGUGGAAGACGUUUUUGUUUUUGAUUUGGGAUGUCUUCUCCACCGAAGGAUACAUCUGAAACCAAAGCUGGACACCCUGCUGCAGUAAAAGCAGGAGGGAUGCGUAUCGUACAGAAGCACCAUUUGGGCGGGGAACAUAAUCACGAGAAGGACAAAGACAGUAAAGAACUGGAAAGCAGCAGCCCGCCGAAGCCAAUUCUUGUCAUAUCCGGAGCUGUAACUCAGGGUGACAAGGACUUUCCUCCUGCAGCCUCCCAGGUGGCACAUCUCAAACCUCAGCCCUGCGUGGAGAAGCUGCCCCCUCCACACCACAUCAACCAGCACAUCCACCAGCCCCGCAAGUGAGCCCAGGACAGUCCAACCGCAUUCCACCGCCAGGAGGCCUCGCUGCUGUACCAUGCUGGACCUGGGAUCUGUUGCACACAAAGGAAGACCUAUCUAUCUGAUCUCUCCUGUCAUGGGUUUUUAAAUGUUUUUUUUAAAGAGUUACUCCUUUAUAACUCUGCUUUCUGUGCGUGUGUGUAUGUGUCAAGGGACAGGUGCGUAUGUGUCAACUGAGCACAGUGCACCAUUGCAGAGGCACUGUAGUGGAUAAAACCAAAAUAGUUCUGUAUUAUAUACAAGGGUGGUGCCCAAAGGACAUGCCAACAAUGAGACCGUCAAAAUUAUAUCCUUUGGCGACUGUAAAGAACCAUUUGCUGCUCCAGAUUUGAAUAAUUGCCGUCAAAUACUUUUGCCGAGAGCCAGGAUUUAGCAAGGAGUGCUGUGGUCACGUAGUUUUUACAACGGGUACCUUUUACCUUUUUUGACCAAUUGGCCUCACUCAGGAGGUAGUGAGGUUUUAACUACAUUUUAAAUAACGAAGCAAAAACAAGCAACUUCUAUUGCAUGAGUUGGAAGGAUAAUGUUUAGAUAACGGUUAUGGAAGUAUCUGUGUGGUCCAGUGGUUAAAGAAAAGGACUUGUAACCAGGAGGUCCCUGUUUCAAAUCCCACCUCAGCCACUGACUCAUUGUGUGACCCUGAGCGAGUCACUUAACCUCCUUGUGCUCCGUCUUUCGGGUGAGACGUAAUUGUAAGUGACUGCAGCUGAUACAUAGCUCACACACCCUAGUCUCUGUAAGCCGCCUUGGAUAAAGACGUCUGCUAAAUAAACAAAUAAUAAAAACAUGCUCUGUUUUUGUAUUAUCGUCCACAUACACACACCAUGUAAGCAGCCAUAUUAAUUUGUGGUGAGUUUAAAAAAAAAAAAAAAAAAAAAAAAUCCAGCUUUUUUUCUGUUUUCAAUUUGUACUGAAAUAUUUGGUAGCUUUUAUUGUGACCUGAUUAAUCAAGUGUGUGUGUGUGUGUGUGUAGCUAACAGGAAGUUAUAGCAUUUGUUGUUGAUGUAUUGUUGACCAAAAGAGAGUGAAAACAAUUAUAAAUUGCAUUUACAGGAAAAUGGACUUGUGAUGCUGUUUUUGAAAUUGCCGUUUAAAAGCUAUAUUCCUUUUUAUUAUAUAUAUAUAUAUUUUUUAUUUGUUAAAAAAAAAAAAAAAUGCUUGAAAUGGUUUGCAGAAUAACUUCAGUUUGGGAUCUUCAUGGUAAUAUAAACAUUAAAACUCUCUUCUGUACAUUUUAAAGUUGUUUAGCUGAUAGACCUUGCUUGUCGUGCAGAACCAUUCGCUAUGCACACGUGAAGUUUUGACAUGUUAAAUCAAACAUGUAUUUUCAAGAAUGAAAUAAGACUCCUAUUGCGUAGCAGUUUCACCCAUCCCAGGUUUUAAUACGAGCUUGAUUAGCCACGGUGUAAAUAGGUUACAAGCUCAGAUGUGUCUUAUUCAACUCCCAGUAAAACAAGGAAUGGGUCAAACUGCUAUGCAAUGGGAGUCCCUGAUUCUUAUGGUGAUGGGUAUAACCUCCUACUGCUGUAAUAGUAACAGUGGAAUGCCUGUUGGCAAACAGUGACAUGGUGGAAAUCAGGUUAAAACUUAAAAGGGGGAUUAAGGGUGAAUACAGCUAAAGCAAGGCUAGGUGUACAGAAGGCUAAUUAUGGGAGAAUAUAGAAAUGGGAGAGUUUGUGGAGCAUCUCAGAUUUUAGUCCCUUGGCAGGAUGAUAUACAUAUAUUUAAAAAGUCAUAUGAAAUUGCUCAGAUUUUCAAUUGCAGUCGAAGAAAAAAAGUCCUAUCCAUUCACACAUAUACAGCAGUUUUCCCAGGGUUUAUCC